Molecule: messenger RNA, 2775 nt
Organism: Colossoma macropomum (tambaqui)
Lineage: Eukaryota; Metazoa; Chordata; Actinopteri; Characiformes; Serrasalmidae
Gene: dync2i2
Product: dynein 2 intermediate chain 2
Exons: 9
Coding region: 1337-2596 (419 amino acids)
Biological process (GO): intraciliary transport
Cellular component (GO): ciliary plasm; cytoplasmic dynein complex
Molecular function (GO): dynein light chain binding; dynein heavy chain binding
Source: RefSeq, a predicted model, not a curated record
AACAUCAGAAGACACAUGUAGGUUCACUAGUUGUAUUGGAAGAUAAAUAAAAUGGCUGUAUUUGUGCUGUAGACAUGGGAACCCCUGGUUCUUAUCACCACCACUGUAAAGAAAACUCUACAAUGAAGUGCUGAAUUAUUAAGACAUUUUAAAAAAUUGGUGAAAUUACCCUUUAAAUGUGUUCUUCAGGGCUGGUAUCAGAUUCCUCCAUAUUUAUAAUAGCCACAAAACUGGUUCUAGAUCAACAGUCCUACUCCUGAGGUGGUUGGUUUGUGAAUACAGACCUAUUAGUAGUGACGUAAGCCAAGUACCAUCACGGACCUCACAUUUAGGUUCACAGGGGACGUAUUAUUCAGCGUCGUGAGAGGGUAGAGUAGCCUAAACUCAAAGUCAUAGAACAUAGAAUAUUGUUACUUAUGAAAUUAUAACUUAAAUAAGAGUAAAACACUUUUUCAAAAAACUAUUUAAGCAGAAGUUAAAAUAUAUAUCAUGUUAAAACUCCAGAACUGAAUUCCUAUAGAACUAAUUAGCCCAUCCAGCUUCUAUCGGAAUAGUAACUAAAGUUUGUUAGGCUCCAUUCUUCUCUUUUUGGUCUAAAAUGCCACAGAUGCUGUCACCACCAUAACACAGAAACACAAAAAGGAAUUAGAAACUAAAUGCCAGGUACUAAAAUGCAACUGAGUGAGGAUCAGAUGCCUUUCCUCACAAAUAUUCGUAAGUAGGAGUAAAAAUGCUAUGAUUUGAAAAUACUCAGAAAAGCACAAAUCCUUUAAAAUUGACCAAGGAGGCAUUCCAGCCUAAAACUGGAAUUGCACCCUCACGUUUGGCAGAUUUCACGAUUUUUUAUCCUUUUCGCAUUUUCAUCCGGUGUACUCUCACUACAAAACCCAUAAUCCCUGUGACGCUCAACAAAUCUGGUCUAGCCACCAGUCUUUAGGCUAAGAAGUACAUCUGAUGCUAGCUAUAAUCAGUGAUGUAGCACUAACCUUAAAUGUAUAUUUUUUGUUUGUCAAAGUAAUAGUUCAAAAGAAUAAUCUAAAACAGCCUGUCCUCAAUUAUUCACACCAAAACAUCUUUAAAAUUUACUUCCACCUUGAAGCUCGUCAGCCUAAUCAACCUUAUCUUUAAUCCAGUAAAUCUUGCUUUAGAGGCUACUGUGGUGUCGCUGUAAGAGAAAACCUGUCAAACGAAGCCGGUGCAUACUGCAGAAGCUGAAGCGCAGGUCAGAUCUGUUCGGGACUGUGGAGCUCAGACAGAUCCGCAUGAGCAGCUCCCACAGCCACAGCUCUCAUCAGACCCGCCUGGGCUGGAGGACUUCCUGCGCAGAGUAGAGGAUAUGGUCAUCAGGGAACUGGUGAAGAACGCAAAGAGCCACGCUUUCGAUGGGUUUGAGGUGAACUGGGCGGAUCAGCAUCAGACGGUGUCCUGCUUAUACUGUCUCGGACAUCCUGACGCAAAGCAGAGGGGUCUGCAAGUUACCAGUGUAUCUUGGAACUGCACAGGUUCUGUUAUUGCCUGUGCUUAUGGCCGUGUUGAUAAUGGAGACUGGAGCACCGAGAGGUCCUGCGUGUGCAUGUGGAACCUGGACCGAAGCAGACUGAAUCCUAAACAGCCGGACACGGUCAUAGAUACGACGACACCUGUCGUGUGUGUGUCCUUCCAUCCCCUGCGGCCAUCUCUGAUUGCUGGAGGACUCUACAGUGGAGAAGUAAUCGUGUGGGAUACAAGUCGCACUCAAGACCCUGUUUUUGCUCAAACAGGGAUGUCGCCAGAUACUCACAGAGAGCCCGUAUAUGAGGUGAAAUGGGUUCCAGGGACUCGUAGAGGAGAACUAGCUGUCCUAAGUGCAUGUUCAGGUGGCCGAAUCCUGCUGUGGAGCGUAGAUGGAGUGGAGGGUAAACUGACCUUAACUUCUGGAUACGCUCUUGUCCGGCAACAGGUCCCACAGAGCAGUUCGAUGAGCAAGUUGCAGACCAGAGGUGGCACGAAUAUAGGAGUCACCUCUCUAACACUUUCACCCUGGGACACGGACACAUUUCUUGUGGGCUCUGAAGGAGGCAUGGUGCUCAAAUGCUCUUUCAGCAGUCAGACAGUAGCAGCGGUUCCCCCUGAUGGCGAGAGUGUGACAUUGCGUUCACCAGCACAGUUCUCUUUCUCAACAAGAGGUGGCCCAAUACAUUCGCUUCACUUCUCCCCAUUCCAUAGAAACCUCUUUGUGAGUGUUGGGACAGAUGGCUUGGCCCAUAUCCACAGCAUACUGCAGCCCCGACCCCUGCUGACUCUAAGAGUGUCUGACUCCUAUGUAUUUGGAGUGCGAUGGUCACCUGUCCGCCCUCUAGUUUUUGCUGCAGUCACUGGACAAGGUUUGGUGCAAGUGUUCGAUUUGGGUCGGAGGUCACUCAGGCCAGCAGCCACCAUUGACCAGAACACUGGAGGACAGCCAGCAUAUUGUCUGGAGUUCAGCCCCCAGCAGCUCCUGGCAGUGGGCAAUGCUGAGGGAACAGUCAAAAUUUGGCAGCUGAGUGCAGAGUUAACAGAGCAGGGCUCGAGAGAGACUGCAGUUCUGGAGCAGCUGGCAAACGAGGUGGCAGAGUGAGCUUAAAGGCAGAUUUGGUUUUAAUGCUGCCUGAUCAUGAAAACAAAGACUUUCUAUUUUUCUGAAAUUGUUGCUUCAUAAAUUGUCAAUUGUAAGAUUGUGUAGUUGUGUGCAAAAGUUUGAAGACUCCUGGUCAAAUGACAUGCUUUGUUGAUUUUCUAUGUGAAAAUCUACAGUGA